Messenger RNA from Lolium perenne, 1755 nucleotides. RefSeq names its product putative pectinesterase 10. The record is from RefSeq and is a predicted model, not a curated record. Gene Ontology annotation, biological process: pectin catabolic process; cell wall modification. Gene Ontology annotation, molecular function: pectinesterase activity. NCBI's taxonomy places the organism in Eukaryota, Viridiplantae, Streptophyta, Magnoliopsida, Poales, Poaceae.
CAAUCUUCAGGAUAGUGCCAUGCUCAAUCAUGUUGAAGGCCUUUUGAAAGUCUAAUUUAAGAACUAUGAUUUCCUGUUUUAUUUGUUGACAUUGGUGCAAGUAUUCAAAAGUCCAUGCUAGAUAGUCUUGUUUUGCAAAACGGUGUUGUAAAUCGUAACAUAGUAAGCAUUCAGCGCGGGAUUUACCAUAAUUCGAAAAGAAACAAAAAGCGCGGGCUUCCAUGGAAGGAAAUAAAACCCCCCCGACAUUUGUGGGAAGGCAAGAAGAGAAGGCUGUGCACGGUGAAAUAAUAGAAAGAUAUCACGACUGCAUUCAUGCUCGCGCGCGUACUUAUAGAAAUUCCUGAUUUGGGAUCAAUUACUUCCCAAAAUCAGGCUAACCAUCCUGCCACAUUCCAAACACGCCGAUCUCCCUCUCGAAUUUAACUCGAUUCCUCGCACGCCGCCAUUUAUUCCAUACUAUAUCACCAUUCACUUGUCUCUUCUAUAUCAUCUCUUUGAAACAAAAACAAGAUCAGUCGCCAUGACGAAGCUUGGGGUAAGUACCCCACUGGCUACACUGGUCUUAGCCAUUGGAGCUGUGGCGCUAGCUCUCACGGCUACCGCGCCUCGAGGCUGCGACGCUGCAGGGGGCGUGGUGAGGAGCAUCUUCGUGAACAAUAAGCAGCCUGCCGAUUUCAAGUCCGUCCAAGCCGCCAUCGACUCCAUCCCUUUGGGCAACAACCAGUGGAUCCGAAUCCAUGUCGCCGCCGGCGUUUACUUCGAGAAGGUGUUGGUGCCCUUGAACAAGAGCUUCAUCCUGCUGGAGGGCGAGGGGAAGGACCAGACGUUCAUCGAAUGGGCCGACCAUGCCGGCGGGGACACCGUCACGGCCAGCUCCCCGACCUUCACCUCCUAUCCCACCGACUUCAUGGCCCGCGACAUCAGCUUCAAGAACACGUACGACGGGGUGAGCAACAUGGCGCCUGCGGUGGCGGCGUUGGUGGCCGGAGACCGGUCGUCGUUCUACCGGUGCGGCUUCAUCAGCGUCCAGGACACGCUGAGCGACCUGUUCGGGAGGCACUACUACGAGAACUGCUACAUCGAAGGCUCCACGGACUUCAUCUUCGGCAACGGCCAAACCAUCUUCCAGGGUUGCGAGGUGUCGACGGGGAGGUCGACGGUGACGCCGGGCUUCAUCACGGCCCACGGGCGGAACAGUGCACAAGACGGCACCGGGUUCGUGUUUAACGGGGGCAAGGUGAGCGGUGUCACGCCGGCGUACCUCGGCCGCGCUUGGCGUGCGUAUGCUAGGGUCAUCUUCUACCAGACGGACAUGUCCGACAUCGUGGUCAGCCAGGGCUGGGACGCCUGGAACUACAAGGGCCAAGAGGGCUCGCUGACGAUGGUGGAAUCUGGAUGCACGGGGAAGGGGUCCAACACAACAGGGCGGGUGCCAUGGGAAAAGACGCUCAGCUCCCAGGAAAUCGCCAACUUCGUCAAUGUGUCAUACGUCUCCGCCGAUGGCUGGCUCGCCGCGCAGCCAAGAUAGUCUGUCAGGAUUGUUUGGACAGGAAGAUGCUGAAAUUGCACGACCCCAGGCGAUAAGCACACGUGUGCUACAGUUGGAGUGAAUUUUCUUAUAUAUGUUCUUAUAUAAUUGAGAUAUUAGGAAUACCUACGCAAAUGAAUAGCACCAUUCCUUUGACCCAAAGACUAUUCGCACGAAAAGAAAGCCUCAAGAUUGAGAUCAUACAAAAUCCUAUGAAACUCGUC